Molecule: messenger RNA, 1239 nt
Organism: Neurospora tetrasperma FGSC 2508
Lineage: Eukaryota; Fungi; Ascomycota; Sordariomycetes; Sordariales; Sordariaceae
Exons: 3
Coding region: 222-929 (235 amino acids)
Biological process (GO): nucleoside metabolic process
Molecular function (GO): catalytic activity
Source: RefSeq, a predicted model, not a curated record
ACAGCAGCUCGCAACCAAGAGCCUCACUUCUCCAGAAGUCUCUGAGCCUUUUCCAGUUACGUUCUCAGUUCAUCACCUCUGCCGAUUCUGAGAAGUCUUUCUUUCAGACUCCUUCACGCUCUUAGAUCCUCAACUAUCAUCACUUUUGUAUUCCCUCUUGGCCAUUCCCUCAUCUACGUCUUCAACACGCUCCCGCUUCCGGCCGACCGGCCUUCCACGAAAUGGCGACCGGACGGAUCGACAAUCCCAGGUCCCAUAGCGAUUACACCAUAGGAUGGGUGUGCGCACUCGCCCACGAAAGGGCAGCAGCAAUGGCCAUAUUAGACGUCGAACAUGGUCCUCUCGCGCAAAGAUCUAACGACACCAAUUCAUACACCCUCGGGUCGAUUGCGGAACAUAACAUUGUCAUUACUUGUCUCCCGAUGGGAGAAAUUGGCACAACUGCAGCAACCACCGUUGUGGAGCGAAUGCUCUCUACAUUUCCCUCUAUCCGCUUCGGGUUAAUGGUCGGUGUUGGUGGAGGCAUGCCGCCCAAAGUCCGUCUGGGAGACGUUGUUGUCUCCGUACCAUCAAGUCAUUAUCAUGGCGUGGUUCAGUGGGACAUGGGAAAGACAAUACAGGGGCCAAGAGCGGGUGACGAAUCCUUCGAACGGACUGGCUCAUUGAACAGACCACUUCAUCUUCUGUUGAUAGCGGAAGACGAUGGUGACUGUCGCUUCUGUGAUCCUGCCAAGAUCAUCAAGAGAAAGCCACGUGAAGAACCGAUACAAAUUCACUACGGAUUGAUAGUCUCGGGGAAUCAAGUCAUCAAGAACGCCCUCUCUCGGGAUAAGCUUAACGCUGAAUUUGGUGGUCAUGUUCUCUGUAUAGAGAUGGAAGCCGCUGGGUGUUACGAUCCAAUCAUGUAUCUAGAUAAAACCAACCAAUAAGGUAGGACCCGAAGACAGGACCCGAAGGACCGGUCUUGAAGGCCGGGUCCAAACCGGGACCCGAGGUGGAAAUUCGGGUCCACGGGUCCGGCUGAAGACCUGAUAUAUAAGGAAGCCCUCCCGGGCUUCCUAGUAUAUUAGGUUCUUCAGUAAGCAAUAGCUUCUACAAUCGAUCAAUACCUUUUGGCUAUUACUACCGUUACUUAUUAUUUAUCCUAGCGAUAUACUCCUAUACUUAUAACGGUUCGUUAUACGUUACUUAUUCCUCAAUUUAUAUAUUAGUAUUUUAGGAUCUAUUAUUGUACUUAAA